AUGUACGCAACACCAAAAAAUGGCCUCAGAAAAUGCUCUAAUGUAGACGAGGCUCGUCUACGAAUAUUUACGCAAACAUAUACAAACAAAAUAGAGCCCACAGACGAGUUCAAGCAAAAGUUGAUGAAUUUCGAUGCUUGCAUAUUACCACCUUGUAAACGUGAACUCCAACAACAACUUCUUCGAGCAGCGUACAUUCGACAUAUGUGGAAAAAUUAUUUUUCUCCAGUGCCCAACGAGUCAUUGAAUGUAGAGGAAUUCGGCUGGAAACUGGAAAAUAACAGCUAUUCCUUCCGGUGGUUCGAGGGUGAUGACAUUCUUCCUAAUGUACAGGAAAUUAUUGAAGCCCCAAAAGAAAGCGUCGCUAAUGACGAGGAAGUCAUAUCGAUGUAUCCAAAUUUUGAUGAUGAAGAGGAUGACAAAUCGAAUAAUGACGAUGACAGUGAUUGCCAAUCCGAUAUUGGCUACACAACGGAAGAAGAGUCCGUACAUAGCCGCGAUGAUGAUGAUGAUAAUAAUAAUGAUAAUGUCGAUAAUGAUGAUGAAGCGGUUGAUGAUAAUGAUAAUUAA
Parnassius apollo (apollo) is the source of this 570-nucleotide messenger RNA. The record is from the annotation of a GenBank genome assembly. NCBI's taxonomy places the organism in Eukaryota, Metazoa, Arthropoda, Insecta, Lepidoptera, Papilionidae.